This is a messenger RNA of Saxophila tyrrhenica, 1005 nucleotides long. RefSeq lists its product as uncharacterized. The transcript is spliced from 2 exons. Lineage: Eukaryota; Fungi; Ascomycota; Dothideomycetes; Mycosphaerellales; Extremaceae. The coding region runs from base 1 to 1005 and encodes 334 amino acids. The record is from RefSeq and is a predicted model, not a curated record.
AUGACGUGCCCGACUCAUAUCCUCGUGGUCUUGCGGGACAUCCAAGACUGCUGCUCGGCGUGGAGCGAGAUCCUCACUUCGUCACGUCUGAAACUACAUGCGUUGGGCGGAGAGUACGCCGCGAUGAACCCUCUGCCUCGCCUCAGCGAAGAGAGCGAGGAAUCCUUCGACUCAUCCCGACACUCGGGCUCACAUUCGAACUCAGGCUCGGCCACCAAUGGAACCAACGGAGCUUCUGUAAACUUCUCCCGUCCGCGACCGACUCGCAUUCAGAGCGGUCAAUCGCACUCCACCGCCAACCGAUCGAACGGUGACCGCUCUUCGCGCGGCAGUACACAUGCUAUCAGCGCUUUUCAUAACGACAAUGCCAACCGAGGGUAUCCGGAAGAGCCGCGGUUCUCGAUCGAUUCGGAUAGGACUGCGACUACGCAGGGCUCCUCGACGUCUUCGGGGAGCUCAGAAGUCGCUUGGGAUGACGAGAUAAAGCAGCUGAGGACAGUCCGGCGGGACAAAUACGCACAGCAGAGAUGCGAUCCAGUACAACUGCCGCGGCCGCAACAACCACUGAACGGCAGUGCGCGAGAAGAUCAGAAUUCAAUGUCCCCUCUCCGACCACAGCGAACCAACACAUCCACGACCUCAUCUUCCACAAGCAAUAGCAGAAGCGCCAACGGCAGCAUGAGAAGCAUACCAAGCGGCAUUCCACCUGGCAUCACCAAGCGCAUCUCCGUCGACCAACAAAGCGAGCGCGUUUCGAUGUCAACAGACGGACACGAAGAUACCGCAAGCCACCAUACCGUCUCGGACGACGGAGACUCCGGGUCCUUUGAUAUGGACGGCCGAUGGCAGAGCUCCAACUACGAUACCAGCGGGCUGUCAGACGCACAGAUUAAGAAGUUGUUGAAGAAAGGAAUAAACCCGAGCCUGUACGCUGAGAUGAAGGCGGCGAAGAAAGGGAAGAAGACUGUUAUUGGGCCUCUGCUUGGGAAUUCGUUUCUGGGGUGA